Molecule: messenger RNA, 1632 nt
Organism: Penicillium hordei
Lineage: Eukaryota; Fungi; Ascomycota; Eurotiomycetes; Eurotiales; Aspergillaceae
Product: amino acid transporter
Exons: 3
Coding region: 1-1632 (543 amino acids)
Biological process (GO): amino acid transmembrane transport
Cellular component (GO): membrane
Molecular function (GO): L-amino acid transmembrane transporter activity
Source: RefSeq, a predicted model, not a curated record
AUGAAUGAGAGACAUCAACAUAUUCCGGCUUCGUCCGCGAAUUCCUUUCUUCCGGAGGAGCAAAGAUCUCUCCUGGUUCAUCCUACUUUGAACAGCGACAUUAUCGAGGAAGACACGCAGCCUGAACGCGCUGCUCAUGGUCAAAAUGUCUCUUGGCUCUCCGCUUAUAUGCUUAUCAUAUCUCGCAUGGUCGGAUCGGGUGUUUUUGCGAUGCCCGGAGUUGUGACCCAGACGGCCGGCAGCGCGGGCAUGGCGCUGUGUGUUUGGAUCAUGGGGGCCAUCAUAACAGUGUGUGGAACUGUCAUUUCCCUUGAAUAUGGGUGUAUGCUGCCACGAAGUGGGGGCGAUAAGGUCUAUCUGGAAUUCACGUAUCGACGGCCGCGUUGGCUCAUGUCCACUAUCAUUGCUGCCCGCGCCGUUCUACAGAUGAUGACUGCCAAUAACUGCAUUAUCUUUGGGGAAUAUCUGGUAUAUGGCAUAUCUCCGGAGUCUUCUGACUGGGCUCGUAAGGUAGCCUCGCUGGGUUUGUUGUUGGGCUGUGCCCUAAUCCACGGCUUCUUCCUCCGCCUCGGAAUACAGAUACAAAAUACUCUCGGCUGGUGUAAAAUCGGUCUGAUGGUCCUUGUCGCUCUAACAGCCAUGAUCACCGUGUUAUAUAGGAGCACCGGCUCAUCUUCCCAACUCCCUUCGGACUUUGUGGUCGCAUCUCCCCAAUCACCGGGACCAUGGGAAGGCUCAAACUGGGGCUUUGAGGUUUUGUCCCUGGCAUUGUUCAAAGUACAUUACGCCUACGCGGGCGUAGAAAAUGCAAAUAACGUCCUGAACGAGAUACGGGACCCUGUCCGCAUGUUGAAACGAGUGAUUCCACUGGCUAUCCUCAGCGUGUGCUUUCUCUACAUUCUCGUCAAUAUCGCAUUUUUCAUGGUCCUGCCGCUAGACGAUCUGAAGCACAGUGGGGAGAUGGCAGCGGCAUUAUUUUUUCGCACGCUGUUUGGGAAUCGCCUUGGAGGCGUGUUGAUGCCCAUACUGAUUGCCAUCUCUGUGGCCGGAAACGUCAUGGUCGGCAUUUUCAGCAUGCCUAUCGCGCAGUCGAGAUUAAAUCAAGAGAUCGCACGCCAGGGCUUCCUUCCCCGAAUUUUCGCCUCCUCUAGGCCGUGCAAUGCACCGCUGGGCGGCGUGAUUGUGAAUUUGGUUCCUUCGGCGUGCAUUAUCCUCAUGAUGCCAUCCAAGGAUACCUACUCUUUUAUCUUGAGUGCUGAGGGGUAUUCUGGUCAGUUUGUAAGUGUUGGCCUGGCGGCCGGGCUGCUGUGGCUGCGACGUACAAGACCAGAUCUCCCCCGUCCAUUCCGCGCGUGGCUGCCCUUGGUCUGGUUUCGGUUGGGUUUGUGCGUCGUCAUGGCCUUGGGCCCAUUCAUGUCCCCUAAAGAUGAACAAAAGCCAGGUCAGCCUCAACCGUGGCGCGGAGCAUACGCGCUUGUUGGGAUUGCAAUAAUUGCCACCGCGGCCCUAUAUUGGCUCACCUGGGCAAGGAUAUUACCUCACUGGAAGAAUUACGCCUUACAAGAACAGAGUGGAAUCUUAAAGGAUGGUACGACUUAUAAAAAGAUUGUCCAUAUCCCUCGCGACGAAUAG